Suillus clintonianus is the source of this 537-nucleotide messenger RNA. RefSeq names its product cytochrome c oxidase, subunit VIb. Gene Ontology annotation, cellular component: respiratory chain complex IV; mitochondrion. NCBI's taxonomy places the organism in Eukaryota, Fungi, Basidiomycota, Agaricomycetes, Boletales, Suillaceae. The transcript is spliced from 6 exons. The record is from RefSeq and is a predicted model, not a curated record. The coding region runs from base 48 to 314 and encodes 88 amino acids.
AACCCGACUCUCGAGGUUUCUAAGACCGCAUCCAUCAGCACACAAAAAUGUCUGUCUCUGAGACUGCUGAUCUGUCGAGCAAAUACGUCCUCCAAACCGCUGGCUUUGACGCUCGCUUUCCGAACACCAACCAGACGCGUCACUGCUUCCAGAAUUACACGGACUACUUCAAGUGCGUCGCCGCCAAGGGCGAAGACUUCGCACCAUGCAAACAAUUUAAGCGUGCCUACAACUCAUUGUGUCCUAAUGAAUGGAUAGCGAAGUGGGACGAACAGAGGGAGAACGGAACAUUCCCUGCGUCACUCGAGCCUUGAUAGUAUACGCUCCUGCACCUUUUUAUUCAAUCAUAGACUCGGCUGCAGAGCUCUGCUUUCUUGAGUGGAUUUUUACACGCUGCUUCUACCCAGGCUUGGCUUUGGAAUAAUUUUCACCGCGGACGGUUUGCGAUUGAGACAGUCAGCUGUAAGGCCUUCUUGGUAAAUGUCAUUGAAGUUCUGAGCCUGACUGUGACGCGUAAAUAACAAGUUCUUGAUCCGA